Morchella importuna is the source of this 1143-nucleotide messenger RNA. RefSeq lists its product as uncharacterized. Lineage: Eukaryota; Fungi; Ascomycota; Pezizomycetes; Pezizales; Morchellaceae. The record is from RefSeq and is a predicted model, not a curated record. The coding region runs from base 1 to 1143 and encodes 380 amino acids. The transcript has 2 exons.
AUGACAGACACAACCAAGACCGGAUUAAUCGCAAGCACCCUGGUGUUUUCUACCACAUCCGCUACUUCUACCGCAGUUGGCCGACCCGGUAUCUCCACAAACGAAGAAGGUUCCGGAAUAUGUGCCUUCAACGUGGAAGACCUUAAUUCAGCCUUCGGCCCUGUGAUAUGGGCAAAUUGCUGUGUGAAACGGAACCCAGCACUGAACUGCCCACCUCAAACCCAAAGAUAUCCCAAAUGUCCUACUGGGUGGUAUAACUGCGGAGACCCAAAUAAUCACAAGGAGAUGUGUAGUAUGGCAACAGAUGGAUACACGGAUCAAAAGCCACUGAAUAAAAAGUGCUGUCCCAGAAAUUUCCAUUGCGGCAUCAGCUAUGAGAGCCCUUGCGAGCUCAUUCCAGGAACUACAAAUUCUACGGCCUUCCCACCGUUCAUCAACCCGGGGAGGGUUAUCACAAACUCCCUUUAUCUCGCCAAAGCUGACGUCUUUGCUGGUUGUAAUGACGCCUCUAAGAUAUCACCGACCGUGGUUGGUGGCUUAGUAGCCAUAUCAAUCCUCGUGCUCUGCGCUAUCUGUGCCUUAAUAAUGGUCUGUAUCCGACGGAGUCUCCUUCGAGACCCGCGUGCAUUGCAUUGGACACGCUAUUUCAACUUCUCCCGUUCGAAAAAGAAGUUCUAUGACCGACGGGGACCAAGUGUCCAAAAUCUACGGAUCACUGUCAUGAAGGAAUGUAAGGUCGAAGGCAAAAAUACCUCUGAGAAGAAUAAGAAUGCAGACGCCCCUACGAAAAGUUUUUUACCAGGAUUACCGCAUUUCCCAUUGAGUUCUUUAUGGGUGGAUAUUGGGGAGGCAGCGAGAAUGAGUAGAAUUGUGUCAAGAGAAGGUAGUAUUAGUGGCGAUAGGGUAGCUGAACCUGAAUCCUCGCCGUCGAUCAGCUCGCCGUUGGGAAGUCUGUUUAGUAGGGGAAGUUCCUCUUUGGGGAGUCCACCUUUGGGGAGUCCGCCUAUGGGGAGUCCGCAUAUGGAGAGCCCACCACUGGAGAGUCUCCCUCUAAGGAGUCCACUUCGUAGAGGAACCCCACCUAUGGAGAGUCCACUUGGUAGGGGAAGUCCGUUAGGGAUGGGGAGUCCGUUGAAGUAUUGA